AUGGGUGAGAAAUCCACAAAAAUUGGCCAUGGCCUGGCAAAGGGCCUUGGUAUCAAGGUCGCCUAUAGAGACCCUCUCGGUGCCAGUGACCCCGUCACUCGUGGCGAGUCCGCUUUCUCUGUUGGAACCGUUGAAACCUACUCCUACAAUGAGCCGGAGCCCAGCAGUAUCGAUUGGGUUCGUGAGGUUACUCCUACCGGUGCUCAAUUCGUCAACUACCUGAUUAGUCUGUUUCCUUUCUUGAACUGGAUUGGCCGUUACAACCUGCAAUGGUUUGUUGGUGAUUUGGUUGCUGGUGUUACUGUCGGUGCCGUUGUGGUGCCCCAGGGUAUGGCUUAUGCUCAGCUGGCAGAGCUGCCCGUUCAAUUUGGUCUUUACUCUUCAUUCAUGGGUGUUUUGGUUUACUGGUUCUUUGCAACUUCCAAGGACAUCACAAUUGGUCCCGUGGCUGUUAUGUCCACUCUCACCGGAACGAUCGUGCUUCAAGUCAAGGAUAAGAUUCCUGAUGCCGAAGCACAUGAGAUUGCAUCAUGCCUGGCCAUUAUCUUAGGUGGUAUUGUUUGUUUCUUGGGUCUGAUCCGCAUGGGUUUCAUCGUGGAUUUCAUUCCUCUCCCUGCUAUUUCAGCCUUCAUGACCGGUUCGGCCAUCAACAUCGCAACUGGACAAGUGAAGACCAUGCUCGGUGAAACUGCUGACUUUUCCACCCGUGAUGCGACCUACCGCGUCAUUAUCAACACUCUGAAAUAUCUGCCUACCUCGGAUCUUGAUGCUGCGAUGGGUGUCACCGCGUGCGCCAUGCUAUACAUCAUCCGUUCUGGCUGCACCUUCGCCGCAAAGAAGCAGCCUCACCGCGCAAAGAUCUGGUUCUUCAUUUCCACUCUUCGAACUGUCUUCGUUAUCCUGUUCUACACCAUGAUCAGUGCCGCAGUGAACCUGCACCGCAAGGAUGAUCCAUUGUUCAAGGUUCUUGGUAGCGUGCCUCGCGGUUUCCAAAACGCCGCCGUGCCCAAGAUGGACCCCAAGAUCAUCAGUGCUUUCUCCAGCCAACUCCCAGCUGCUGUGAUUGUCCUUCUGAUCGAGCACAUCGCCAUCUCCAAAUCUUUCGGUCGUGUGAACAACUACACCAUUGAUCCUUCUCAGGAAUUCAUCGGUAUCGGAGUGACCAACCUUCUCGGUCCCUUCCUCGGCGGAUACCCCUCAACUGGAUCUUUCUCCCGAACAGCCAUCAAGUCCAAGGCUGGUGUCCGAAGCCCCCUAGCCGGUUUGAUCACCGCCAUCGUCGUGCUUCUUGCCAUCUACGCCCUGACCGCAGUCUUCUUCUACAUCCCCUCCGCCUCUCUGUCUGGUGUCAUCAUCCACGCCGUGGGUGACCUGAUCACCUCACCAAACACAGUCUACCAGUUCUGGCGCGUGUCCCCACUCGAUGUCAUCAUCUUCUUCGUCGGUGUCAUCGUCACCGUGUUCUCUUCCAUCGAAGACGGCAUCUACUGCACAAUCAGUGUCUCCGCCGCUGUUCUUCUCUUCCGCGUCGCCAAAGCCCGUGGCCAAUUCCUCGGCCGUGUGAAGAUCCACUCAGUAGUAGGUGACCACCUACUAGACGGCGAUGGAAAAUACGGUUCAUUCGGCGGAGCCAAGGCUCCCUCCGACGACGACGAGCACCACCACCGUUCCAUCUUCCUUCCCUCCAACCACGCCGACGGCUCAAACCCCGAUAUCGAACUCGAGCAACCAUACCCUGGUAUCUUCAUCUACCGCUUCUCCGAAGGAUUCAACUACCCCAACGCAAACCACUACACAGACAACCUGGUUCAAAACGUAUUCCAAAAGACUCGCCGGACAAACCCACACGCCUUCGCAAACCCCGGCGACAGACCCUGGAACGACGCAGGUGCCAAGCGCGGAAAAGACGCAGAUACAGAAGAUACCCGCCCACUUCUCCAAGCAGUUAUUCUGGAUUUUUCCUCUGUCAACAACGUAGACACCACCUCUGUGCAGAACCUGAUCGAUGUCCGCAACCAACUGGAUCUCUACGCCUCCCCCCGUUCCGUCCAAUGGCACUUCGCUCACAUCAACAACCGCUGGACAAAGCGUGCCCUCGCAGCAGCUGGUUUCGGUUUCCCAACCCCAACAUCCAGCGAUGGUUUCCACCGCUGGAAGCCUAUUUUCUCCGUUGCCGAGAUCGAGGGUAGUGCAUCUGCCGCUGCGCAUGCGGAACUGAUCAACAACCAGCGCGAGCAGGCUCAGCAUCACGAUGUCGAGUCCGGAUUGAAAGAACAACACCAGACAACCGAGCACGAGACACAUACUAUUGAGACUACUUCCUCGGAGGAAAGCGGUGUCAUUGCCGAAGACAAGCUGCAGCGCGACUUGACUACCAGCAAGGCAUACCUGGGCCGACGCAAGGUGGCUGUUGUGCAGGGCAUGAACAGACCAUUCUUCCACAUUGAUUUGACAAGCGCUCUCCAAAGUGCCGUUGCAAACUCAUCCGAUGAUAUCCCACCUCUUUAA
Messenger RNA from Penicillium angulare, 2508 nucleotides. Its product is annotated as SLC26/SulP family anion transporter. Lineage: Eukaryota; Fungi; Ascomycota; Eurotiomycetes; Eurotiales; Aspergillaceae. Gene Ontology annotation, cellular component: membrane. Gene Ontology annotation, molecular function: secondary active sulfate transmembrane transporter activity. The record is from RefSeq and is a predicted model, not a curated record. Gene Ontology annotation, biological process: transmembrane transport. The transcript has a single exon. The coding region runs from base 1 to 2508 and encodes 835 amino acids.